AUGGUGUACACACUACUAAAGGGCACUGGGUCCAACUGUGUGUCGGUGGAUACAUUGCCAGGAUCCACGUUGGAGAUUGAGUAUCACUUACCGGAUCUCAAAGUCAAAGACAAUGUCGAAGAUCAAAAGCUGUUGGAUGAACCGUUGAACACCGAAGGCAUGGAUGAAGCCGAAGCCGCAUUGCUACAGAGACAACGAGAAGUUGCCAUCAAACGGGCCCGCCAAGGCAAGGAUGUCUCGAUUGCCAUUAGUCAACGCAAUCCAUUCCCCAUUAUUGAAUUGGAACCUCACAAGCGAGAACGACCGCGCAAUCAAAGAGAACAACCCGCCGAUAAGGAAGGAACGAUACUAUUCGAAACAUCGCCAACGGGUGGACCCGUACAAUUGUGCAUUCAUUCCCUAUUCGCCAACAAACUACAUCCCUACCUCAUUGGAUUGCGCAUUGAACAAAUUGUCAAUCUCAGUGCCGAACAAACUGAAAUGAUUCAUGAUGAACAAGAACAAGGUGAAGCACCACGAAUACUCGUAAAAAAUGACGCCGCAGAUGCCGAAACCGAACAAGUACUCAGCCACUUGUCGGCUUUUACCCAGGAAAUGGUUCGCGCCGAAAACUUGGUACGCACCAUUCUAGCCAGUGCCGAUGUCGUCAAAAAGGAAGAAGCAGACUUUUACGAACAAUCCAUUCGCAUGGAAAAAAGUGUACACUUUUGGCCCAUGGUGCAACUCGUCUGCUUGCUGCUGGCGGCGUUUUUCCAGAUUCGACAUGUCGUGACAUGGAUGAAGCGAAAACAUAUUUAUUAA
Messenger RNA from Seminavis robusta, 801 nucleotides. The record is from the annotation of a GenBank genome assembly. Lineage: Eukaryota; Bacillariophyta; Bacillariophyceae; Naviculales; Naviculaceae.